CUCAGCCAUGGACGGAAGAAGUGGUACCAAAGUGGCCAUUAAGAAGUUGUACCGCCCAUUUCAGUCUGAACUCUUUGCCAAACGCGCCUACCGAGAGCUGCGCCUCCUGAAACACAUGAAGCACGAAAACGUCAUUGGAAUAUUAGAUGUGUUCACACCAGAUGUAACACUGGAGAAGUUUAAUGACUUCUACCUUGUCAUGCCGUUUAUGGGAACAGACUUGAGUAAGAUAAUGAAGCAUGAGAAACUAACUGAAGACCGAAUCCAGUUCCUGGUAUAUCAGAUGUUGAAAGGCUUAAAGUAUAUUCACUCAUCAGGCAUAAUUCACAGG
Molecule: messenger RNA, 331 nt
Organism: Nestor notabilis (Kea)
Lineage: Eukaryota; Metazoa; Chordata; Aves; Psittaciformes; Psittacidae
Product: mitogen-activated protein kinase 12-like
Exons: 4
Biological process (GO): intracellular signal transduction; protein phosphorylation
Cellular component (GO): cytoplasm; nucleus
Molecular function (GO): ATP binding; protein serine/threonine kinase activity
Source: RefSeq, a predicted model, not a curated record